Molecule: messenger RNA, 1434 nt
Organism: Portunus trituberculatus (swimming crab)
Lineage: Eukaryota; Metazoa; Arthropoda; Malacostraca; Decapoda; Portunidae
Product: piggyBac transposable element-derived protein 4-like
Exons: 3
Coding region: 1-1434 (477 amino acids)
Source: RefSeq, a predicted model, not a curated record
AUGAGUGGAGAUGAUUUUAUUGACGAAAUUGAGCCCAUGAUGGACCAUGGGUGGAGCCUCAUGUCUGAUCCAUCCAGUGACGCGCAGCCAGACCCGGUCCCCAUGUUCAGUGCCAGUGCUAACGACCUUAACCCUGCCAACCUGUCUGCCAACCUGUCACUUGUGAUGAAUUUUGUGUUCAUGACCCUACUCAUGUCCAUGGAUAUACAUAAGCUUCCACGCAUAUAUAUGUACUGGGCACGCAGACUUGACUAUGGUGGGCCAAAGUGCUUCUGCAAGGAAGUCAAGGGUCGGUCACGCUUUCUGUGCCUCCUCAAGUUUUUGCGUUUUUCGCCCAUGGACCACGUAAAGACCUCCCAUCUCCCCAGGACGUGCAUCGAACCCUUCUUUAACCUUAUUUGGCAGCGUUGUGAGUUCUUACUUUCACCUGGGAGGGACAUUGCUGUCGAUGAGAGUCUGAUGUUGUGCAAGGGGGAGACUUGUUUCAAACAAUUUAUCCGAACCAAGCAGUCCAGGUUUGGAAUAAAGGUGUUUGUUCUGUGCCCCUCAAAUGCCAAGUGGAGCGGCUACUCAUGGAACUUCAAGAUGUAUUAUGGGAAAGACUCCAGCUUCUCCUCACCUGAUGAAGCCUCCUCCUGCAAGCUAAGCAUGUCGGAGCAGGUCAUGGUACACUUGAUGCGGGACCUGUUGGACAAGAGGAGGCACAUUGUGACAGAUAACUGGUACACCAGCUUCCACCUGGGGGAGUAUCUCCUCACCAGGGACACACUGCUGGUGAACCCGGUGGAGAAGAGUCCAAAGUACUUUGAGGACAAGGCUUCAGUUUACUUCAAGCCUCUCCAUUUUGAGAGGUAUAAUGCUCUGAUGAGGAGUAUAGAUAAAACAGACCAGCUCCUGGAGCCAUACGCCUACAAAAACAAGCCCUUGGCCUUGUUCAAGAAGCUGGGAAUUCACUUCAUUUUCCGGGCCCUGCUGAAUUCCUUCUUAGCCUACUGCAACACCACCCCAACAUACAAAAAGGACUUCGUGCAUUUUAUUCUGGAAGUGUUGGACGAUCUGGCAGCUCAGUACAGCACGGACGCCAAGGCAAUAGUGAAGAAGGACCAGGAGCAGAUUGCACAUCCCAAUCAGCCACCACAGAAGAAGCCCAAGUCUAAACUUCUCCACUGUCUCAUCCCCUUCACACUGCACAAGAAACAGAAGUCAUGUCGCAUCUGCUCCAAGAAAUUCAGCAUAAGGAAGAAUACUAUUUACCACUGCCCUAGGUGCCCUGGAGAUCCUGCCUUGUGCUGCAACUCGCACUACAUGGCCUAUCAUGAGCAAGAUGAACCCAAAACACCCAAACUCGUCCCACGAAACAAAGGGCCCAAGAAAGGAGAGAAGUCAAAGAAGCCCUGGGAACUCCAGCCGGGUCCCAGUGGCGCUCAAAACUAA